Perca flavescens (yellow perch) is the source of this 2110-nucleotide messenger RNA. RefSeq names its product carnitine O-acetyltransferase-like. Bases 51 to 1949 code for a protein of 632 amino acids. Gene Ontology annotation, molecular function: carnitine O-acetyltransferase activity. Lineage: Eukaryota; Metazoa; Chordata; Actinopteri; Perciformes; Percidae. The transcript is spliced from 14 exons. Gene Ontology annotation, cellular component: peroxisome. The record is from RefSeq and is a predicted model, not a curated record. Gene Ontology annotation, biological process: carnitine metabolic process, CoA-linked.
UGGUAAAUAGUGUCUGACUUCAGUCUGUGGGGGUUUCUCUGAAAAGCACAAUGUUGAGAAUUUGCAGCAGGGCUUUGGUGAAGGUGGGGAUGGUGAAGCCCGGGCAAUUGGUGAAACCUGUAUCAUCGACUCUGGUUGCUGGAAGAAACCUGAGCCAGCAGAAAGAACUGCCCAAGAUGCCUGCCCCCCCUCCUCUGCAGCAGACCUGUGAUAUUUACCUGAGCUACAUGGAGCCCAUGGUGGAGGUGAAAGAGUUGAAGCGCACAAAAGAGCUGAUGGAAGAGUUUCGGAAAGCAGGAGGUGUUGGAGAAAGACUGCAGAGAAGCCUGGAGAGGAAAGCAGACAACGUUGAGAACUGGAUGACAGACCAUUUCAUGAAGGUUGAGUUCGACAAUCGUAACACUUUGUUGGGCUCUUCAAAGUCUGGGUAUAUCUUUCCACAAAUGGACUUCAGGGACAAAAAGCAACAAAUAAGGUGUGCUGCCCAAAUAAUUACGGCUGUUUUGGAAUUUAAGACAAUGUUUGAGAAUGGUACACUGCCAGCUGAGUACAUAAGAGGGAAGCCGCUGUGUAUGAAGCAGUAUGAGCAGAUUCUGUCAUCCUGCAUUGUCCCUGGUCUGGAGAAAGACUCAUUGGAGUUCUACACAGAGAAACACAUCACUGUAGCACACAACUGUCAGUUCUUUGUGCUGGACGUGUACAACAGUGAUGGGACUCCGCUGACAGUUGAUCAGCUGUGUGUUCAGCUGGAGAAGAUCUGCAACUCCUCACUACAGAACAACAUGGAGCCUGUCGGCAUCCUCACCACAGAGCAUCGUGACAUCUGGAGCAAAACCUACAUCGACCUCAUCAAGGAUAAGACCAACAAAAAGUCAGUGUUGGCUAUCCAAAGCGGCAUCUUCACAGUGUGUUUGGAUGGAGCAAUGCCUCCAGGUGAGACGUUUCACAACAAUGCCACUGACCAAGUGCUGCAUGGAGGAGGAAGUCAGUGGAACAGUGGAAACCGCUGGUUUGACAAGGGGCUGCAGAUAAUUAUUGGAGAAGACGGGACAUGUGGUACAAACACCAUAAAUUCUAAUGCUGAUGGUGUAGUCGUCAUGAACAUGUGCGAGACAUUGUUAGCUGGCAUGAAAAAGCAACAGGUGAUGCAGUCUCCCUUGGAGCCGUUGCCCGUACCCCAGAGACUACACUUCAACAUCACACCAGAACUCAAGAAGGACAUUGAGGAGGCCAAGCGGCACCUGGACAUAUGGUCCCAAGACCUGGACGUAAGGAUUACGACAUUUGACAAUUUUGGGAAAACGUUCUUAAAGUCCUACAAGUUAAGCCCUGAUGCUUUUGUACAGAUGGCGAUACAACUGGCCUACUACAGAAUACACCAGCAGAUCCCUGCUACGCUGGAAUCUGUCUCCAUGCGUACCUUCAGACUGGGCCGUUUGGGUUUUAUCAGUUCAAACUCGCCUGACUCAGCUACCUUUGUCAAGGCCUUUGAUGACCCCAAAAAACAGAACUCAGAGAAGGUUGAUUUAUUGGAGAAAGCUAUAAAGGCACACAAAUGGUACACUAACUUGGCAAUGAAUGGCCAUGACAUAUACAGCCACCUCUGGGCUCUGAAGAUGCAGGCUGUUGAGGAAAAAAUCUCCAUGCCUGAGAUCUUUACCGACACUUCCUUCUAUAAAACCUUAGACAAGGGAUUCUAUCCAAGUCAGGUACACUGCAAGGCUGGAAAUCAGAUAUGUUUUGGCGCUCAAGAACCAGGAAUGAACGAAAUCAUCUACAGUAUCAUGAACGAUCACAUUGAUUUCACGGUGGCCAAUUUUAAAUCAUCCAAUACCGGCAAAGAAAAUAGAACACAUAUGACCAAACCAGUGCAGGAUGCACUGUUGGACAUGAGGGCCCUGCUGGAACAAACUACAAGAGCUGAAACUAAUCCAGACUUAAACCAAUAGUGCAACAUUUUGGGAAAAUGUGUUUGUUGCAGAGAGUAUAAGAAACAUCUAUUAACAUUCUUGAGUACCAUCUGGAACAGCAUUGUUUUGAACGAAUCACUAUUGUAGACUAUAACAUUGUAAUCAUGAACCAUGGACAUGCACCAUGGACUGACCAUUGU